GCGACUCAAUCGUGUUUGUGAACGCGGAGUGACAAGAUCCCCAGACUAUAAACUUAAAACUUAAAUAAACAAAAACUUAAAAUGCCGCUGCGCAGGAAAGAUGACUAUAUCCCGAUCAAGUGCGAGGGCUGGAACGGAAAGUUUGAGUAUCCCGAGGGAGCUGUGAACAAUGUGUCCAAGAUCCGGCGCCAGAACCAGAACGUCACCAAUACCAAUAACUUUUACGGAUUCAACACGGAGCCCAUUGUCCUGCCCACCGAGUGGGAUGGAACCUUCGUGAAGAGCGGAGAGACCCGCAUCAAGCAGGAACGCAAUCGUUCCGACGAUCAGGAUUACUUCGACUAUAAUACGGAACCCACCAUUUUGCCGCCCGUAUGGAGUGGAGAGUUCGUCACCGAUCCCAACGAUGUGCGCAUCAAGCCGGAAAGGAAUUUCUCCGAUCCUCGGGAUUACGCAGAGGCCCACCGCUUCAAAUUGAUCAAGAACUGAGAUUGGUAGUAUCCGAGAUCCUGUACCUGUACCACAGUCCAAGCUAAUCCUGCAAAUAUUGCUCACGUUGUGUUUGUUCUUUUGGUUCCGCAUUGUACCUACGCAUAUGUACUUCUCUCCCCCUAACCUAAGCGUUCGUUUUAAUUAAUUUUUAUGAUAUUUAUUUGUACACUUAAUACAAAAUAGCAAAUAAAAUAUGGAAAUACUAGAAA
Molecule: messenger RNA, 701 nt
Organism: Drosophila bipectinata
Lineage: Eukaryota; Metazoa; Arthropoda; Insecta; Diptera; Drosophilidae
Source: RefSeq, a predicted model, not a curated record